Molecule: messenger RNA, 5042 nt
Organism: Habropoda laboriosa
Lineage: Eukaryota; Metazoa; Arthropoda; Insecta; Hymenoptera; Apidae
Gene: tinc
Product: protein tincar
Exons: 15
Coding region: 168-4247 (1359 amino acids)
Source: RefSeq, a predicted model, not a curated record
GCGACGGCAAGCACGACGGCGACAGCGACGACGACCGCGGCGGUUCAUUCUCCGUUCGGCGGCGCUGUCACCGCCAAACAUGUCAAAGCUUCGCAUCGAUUGUUCCGAACUGGCUCUCUCGACAGAUUGAGAGAUCUACAAGAGAUAAAGCAGAAUACUCCAACAAGAUGUCAAUGACGGGAAGCUUGAUGGGUUACGAGAACAAUAACGAGGUAAAUCAAGCAAAGUGCAAGAAGCCGUUGAAACCGCUUCCGAUAGUGUCCAGUAUAAAUUCGAGUGGUAUCACCACUACCACCACUACCACUACCACUACCGCGACCACCACUGCCACCGGUAAAACGAAAAGACCGCGAAAAUCGAGCAGGCGAAAUUCCUGUGUAAGAGGACACGUGAACAGUUUGUGGUCCGUCUGGUACGGCAUUUUGGCGGUUGCUUUUCAAGCUUACAUUGGUUUGAGAUACGCGAAAAGGUUCACCGCAUAUUUAUCGUUACCUUGGCCCGCGGACGCUCCCCCGGCAAAGGUGGAAUUGUACGCGUGUUUGGUGCUAGCCGGUACCGGGGUUGUUCUAUUGCCGGUUCUGCUUGGCGCAGCCUUCCUCAAGCUCGGCAAUCUGGCGAACGAUGGGGUAAAACUCGGCCGUCACUUGAGCGCGUGCUCGCGCGAUCCACCCUCGUCUUUGCUCACCAACAAUCCCGAUCACAGUUUGGCGAAUAAUUUAUGGCGACACGGAGGUCCCACGGCAGCUUUCGUACAUCUUUGCACGGCCAUGUGCUUCUUGCUGCCCUCGCUACUUAUGGAGGCCAGGCUGAUACAUGCUGGAUUUUUGCCAAAAGAAGCGAUAUGGCGUACGGAUCUGGAUUGGCUAGUGACUCAUCGCGAUCGACUGGUCGUGUCGAGCUUCAUAAAUCCGAACGUGAAUCUCAGCAUUCUAACCGGUUUUAUAACACCUCAACCUUUUGUUACCCUGACACCCGACGAUGACAAGCAUAGUGUAAUGAACGACAUCACUACUGCGACUUCGGACUUGACCGAUAUCGUGGUGAAGUCAGUCGAGACAGGAACGCGGGAGACUACCACCAAGUAUCUCGGUCUAUUUCGACGGACGGGUACCGGUUUACCUACACCUAUCGCACGACCAUCUAGUACCAGCAAGUCAACAACGUCUACCACGUCGAGAACAUCGUCGACAACGUACGCGACUCCUAGGUCGAGCAAAAUUACGCCUACAAACACCGCAUCCUCGAUUGCAACGACAACUACUAGCAGCACAACCACGACGAAGAUGACUACGAUCACGAUGACGCCCACGAACAUAGUGAACACAGCGACGUUUGCAUCAACGUCCAACUGGCCAAGUGGUUCAAAGAGCACCUCGGCUACCGUGAAAUAUGGAAAUACCAUAGUCAGGCGACCGACAGUUAGGACGAUCGUAAGAAACAAUAGUUUAAAGACUAGAUCGAAAACGAAGAACGCAGGAAGGUCUUCGACAACGAUCAGACCGAACAACAGAGGUGCUACUGGUGGAAACAUGACAGGGCAAAGUAUGUCGCUAACGAUGAACAGCUUGGCCGAUCUGGAUCAUCCGGAACAGUUGAAUCUGAAAUUUCAAACUGACGAACCGUAUGGGCCCAUUACACUGGAGUACUUGAAUUACGCAAUCGCUCUAGCCGUCUAUUCCGUGAGGUAUCCGGCGGUUUUCUGGUCGUGUAACAAAGCGCUCGGCACAAUUUUCAGUUUCCAGUUGGUUGUCAAUUCCGCUCAGAGCUUACUGGCCUACGUUGGAAUGUCUGUUCUUUAUAAGGUUCAAGUGAUGGGACCUCUGAAGGUCCUGCCGGUUCUUCGGCAACAAUAUCGCACUACCGUAUCGACCACCAGCAGUAUAUCAAGCAUCUUCGGAGAUUCUUACUUUCUCCUGAACCCACACGUCACCCUCGUCCUGUUUGCGCUUUCCUCCCUACUGGUGCUCUGUUCCAGCAUGGUCAUGUACUUAUACGCUUACGGCAGAUUCACGGCGUUCCUGAAUCAGGAGCGUGAGCGUCGAGUGAUUUUGCCAAAGGAGAAUCGGAAUAGAAACAGCUGGGUGUACUUUAUUCAUUGCACCGCCCUCUGCGUGUUCUUGGCAAUUGCGAUCUGCAGCGCGCCUCUGCUCUACGAUUACAGCGUAGUGUAUCGGGGCAGUCUGGACGGGGCGAUUUUAGCUUGCAUCGUGGCCACCGUCCUCCACCUGUUCCUCUGGCUGCUGCUGUGGAUCUUUCUUACGAUUAAGCAACGCUGGACGUUCAAGCUGAGGGUGACGAUCGGCCGUGCCACCGUUCGGUCAGCCAGGUCCGUCAAGCUCGUGACUGACGUGGAUUUGCUGUCGGCCAGGGACGACGAGGACGGAAUUAGCGCACCACUUCUUGUGGUCGGUAACGGUAGGACUUACACUAUAGCUGACGCCUCGCCCAAAAAGGCUAUCAUGAGUGUGAUACAGAAGGCGGCCGUCGAAAGGAAAACGCGCUCUCAAGGAAACACCGAUUCCGUGGACGGUGAGUCGACCGCUGACGAUGAACAGAUCUACUGGUUGAGACCGAAAUUACGCCCUUCGCCAGCUAGGUCGCCGAGCAACGCGAACGGUGUGUCGAGCACGGAAAAGGGUUGGCUGAACAAGAAGUUGAAACCCAAGGUCACCUUUAACGACCUGCCUAGUACGUCCGGCUCGCGUAAUAAGGGAAAAAUCAGACGAGGUACCGAUGACGCGGGGGGACCUGAAGAUGACGGAGAUUACGCCACGCUACGAGAACUACCGCUGAUCACGUCCCUGGAUCCCGCCGAUGAUUCGACAUCCGAGGAGAACAAGUGGGGAAGGUGGCUGAUAUCUCGUAGGGACGGUAUACCUAAAUUCACAAACCUGCUCGAGUGCGUGAACGACGACCAAGUGACUUACUACGCGAGCGCAAAUCGCGAUCUACAACCUUCGGAAGGCGACCCUUCGCCUCUCUUGACUCCAGACCCUUUGCCCGAUCCCGCUUCGGAGCCACUUUCACUGCCACCUCCGACUCCAACUUGUGCACCGACUACCGAAGUUGUCACGGCGCCACUAACCACUAACACCCAGACAAACGGAGGACAAACGCCACGAUGCUUGCGUCGGGCGGAUUCCGGGAUGCCGCACGAAGAAUUGACGCCUCGCUCGGAUUCCUCGAAUUCUCCACCGUUGGACGCGGUAGUGAGUGGUAGUAGCGGAGCUGGUUCGGUUGCAGGACACAGCAACACGAGUAGCCACAGCGAAACCUCUUCGAGCGGGGUGCACAGUAACGCCAGCAACGCUAGCAACGGCAGCUGUCAACGCAGAGCGACCAGCGUGGACGAUUUGACCGGUGGAAACGCAGCGGGGGAACAACGGCCUGGCGAAGAAUCACGCGAUCAGUGGCGUAGCUGUUCCCUCCAACGGGGAAUUCAACCACCAUGCGUGGCUGCUACUUUUUCACCGCCGCACAGUCGUCCAGGCACCAGCCAAUCGUUCUCUUCGCCCCAGUACGCGAACCACGUACCGUUGUUCGUCAACGCGCAUGCAAACUCGCACGGGAACGCGAACGUCACCGAUCUCUCUUCUUCGAGCGGUCCAGGCUGUCCGGCCGUUAUCCUUGAGAAUCCGAAUGAAGCGACCGUGGUGAUUCGGCGUAAACUGUCCAGAACGAAGCUGUCGGAGCCGCUGAAUCCAAACGAGGAACCGUUCGGCCGUUCCACCAACAUGAGGAUGACGUCGUUCACGGAGAGCAACGAUAUCCGCGUGCACGCCUCUUCCGCCACUCUACCGCAUUACCCGACCCAACCAGUGGUCACCUAUCCACAUUGCUCCACUAUGCCGUUGCCUCACGCCUCGCACAGCAUGGCGGGAUCCCACAUGGCCGGCUCGAGCGGAAGCUGCGGCUCCGUGCCUCGUCACACCUUCGUCCCGCCGCAGAUGCACGCGACGGUUCCGGCGCACACCACUCUACCCUCCCAUCACAACGGGGUCAGGCUUCUGCACGCGCCGCCGCUACAACCCGCCGUUCCGAACAACAACCCGUUCGUCAAGAGGUUCCCACCCGUGCCAUUGCUGCACACGCAGCCCUGGGCCCUACCCGGCCAUCACACUUUCCCCCAGCCACCCCAAGCCAAUGGCAAGUUGACCGCUACAGCGCAAAUCAGGCAGACCGAUCGCGAUUCUGCCAACUUCUCCAUGGCCAGCAGUGGCGAUUCUGACACCUGUCUGCCACACUGAGCCCAUCCUACAGCACCUUCUUUUCUCUCCCUUCUCUAGAUCCCUCGAGCACCAGUUGCCUCAUCCUCCACCUUAUACACGUUACACCUACUAUAUUACAUAUCAUACUCUCGCCAUUCUAUUCCUUCCUCGGAAGGAAGGACGUCCGACACGCACGGUUAUACAAUUAUUUUCAACGCAAAAGCCGUCUGUCGCGACAUCCUUGUAACCCCCCUGUUCUUCCAUAUCAAUUACUAUUAAUUCUCGGUACAACACAUACAAGUCAUGCGUAAAUCAUACGUUAAUCUUUUCAAGUUUAAGCGCGAACGUACAAAACUCCUGACAAAACAUAUCCCGCGGGCCGAUGCUUUUCUUUUGUUAGCGAUUCAGCCGUUCUAUAAUACUAGCAAAUCAACCAGCAAAAUCACGGAAAUUACCUUUUUCCUCUUUAAAAUUCUAGUCGUUACCGCGCUUUUCCCCGUUCGCCUUCGCACGUCUCAAACGCGUAAUCAAGACACAAUGCAACGUACAAUGUCCGUUACUUGAUGCACGUAUAUAUGCGCCGAUCACAUUUCAAGAGCAAAAUGUACAAUCCCCUCUUAAGCUUUCAUCGCCGCGCCCCGAAAGUUUGUCAAAGGAUCUUGGAUAUUACACACUUUCACGCGUUCGUUCUAUUGAACGGAAUGAUCGAGAGCAGCAGCUAGAGUGCGUCAAGGAACAAAUCGAUUACUGCCAUAUUACGAAACUAUUUUGUCCUUCUUUCCGUGAGCACACGAAAUUGCAAGUUCGCGAUAUAUUUUCAAAGAAGACGACGAC